Molecule: messenger RNA, 2544 nt
Organism: Loxodonta africana (African savanna elephant)
Lineage: Eukaryota; Metazoa; Chordata; Mammalia; Proboscidea; Elephantidae
Gene: PRR22
Product: proline rich 22
Exons: 3
Coding region: 457-1668 (403 amino acids)
Source: RefSeq, a predicted model, not a curated record
UCCUUCCUCCCACCCUCUCUGGUGCCCGUCAUUCACCAGACUCUCCUGCCGCGUGCCCGAGCUGGGGGAUUCUGGUCUCAGAGGGGCCGUGGCUCCUGAGGAAGACACACAGGGAGGGGACUGGGGCUGUGACCUGCAUGGGUGUGGAUCUGGGUGGGCUGCCUGGAGGAAGCAGCCUAGGAGCUGUUAGGUGGGCACUGUGGGUGCAGGCAGGGAGGUGAGGGAGCUGCCCUCCCUCAGUGACACCCAUCUCUGACUGGCUUCAGUUCCCCAUCUGCCUUUUGCCCACCCUCCGUACCCGGAACCCUGGUCACUGGGCAGGCAGCUGUUUGGAACCCGCUGCCCAGAGUAACCAGGCAAACAGAACCCCACGGGCCUCAGCCUGCUCUCUGGGCUGCCCGCCUGUGCUCCCGCCUGCCUCCCUCCUGGCUGGCUGGGCUGGGCCACCACCGCCCCAUGCAGCACUCCAAACCCUUCUACACACCCUCUGCUCCCCAGGAAGGCUUUAGCCCCAGGGGCCUGGACGGCACUGAGGGACCAGGCAGCCAGCCCGUGGCCUGCUCAGAGACGAUCCCUGCAGUGGGUUCCUCGAACCUGUAUCACUCCUCAAACCCAGAGAAAGAGGUGUUUCCGGCUCCUCCAGCAGGUUUCCAAAUGGCUCCAUGCGGCUGCUUCUUUGAUCCCCGCAUCUACCGCAUCGAGUGGGCCACCUCUGACUUCGGCCAGUCGUCCCUAUACAAGGUGGCAGCAGGUGGUGGGGGCCCCGCCUCCCCAGGCACCUAUCUCCUGGAGCCCCAGCACUACCUCAAGGCCCCGGUGCCCCCGCCGCCAUACCCCCACUAUCAGCCAGUGCCUGAGGCCCCCCAAUACCUCCUGCCCUACUUCCCACCUGAGGGGCCCGGCCCCGAGGCCCUGGGCUUUGUGGGAAACGGGGGGCCCCAGGCCUUCAUGGAGCUGCCCCCGCCACCGCCGCCCCCCAAAGACAAGCUGCCACCCCUGCUCAUCACGCUGCCUGCUGAGCCACUGCUGCCGCCCGGCCCCUACAGCAAUCUCAAAGGCCGCCUCAGCCAGUUUCACGGGCCUGAGGUGGCCACUGCCCGGGCCACCGAGCCCCCAGCCAUCCCCGCCAAGGAGCCACUGGCCGGGCCGGGACCUCUGCCUGCACCAGCCGAGGCCCAGACCACGGACCCCACGCUGGCUGCGGGCGAGGCCCCGGCACUCGAGGUGGCCCGCGCCUUCGCGCUGCCCGACAAAGUGCUGCUGGAGGAUGCCAUGAAGCUCUUCGACUGCCUGCCAGGUGGCGCUGAGCCUGAGGGUGGCUCACACAGGGUCCCAGCAGUGGCCGGCCUGCCUGACAGUGGCGGCGGCGGGGACGACUCUUCCGGCGACAUGCGCUCCCUGCACCUGCCGGAUGAGCUGCUGUCCUUUGACUACAGCGUGCCCGAGAUCUUGGACACCGUGUCUAACGUGGACUACUUCUUCAAGGCACUCGAUGAGGACCAGGGGCCCCAGGCCGCUGCCCCCUCGGCCCCCGGCCCACGGCCCGACCUGCCCGGUGGUGGCAAGAAGGUGGCCAGGGCCACGUCUGCCAAGAAGGGGAAGCCAGGCGGCAAGAGCAGGCAGGCCUCAGGCCCAGCCGGCACUGUCCUUGCAGGGGCACCCCAUUAAAGCCUAUUUGACUUCUCGCCUUGGGGUCAGCUCUGUGGCCCAGCAGACAUGGAGCAGGAUCUGAACAGGAAGGGCUGGCCUCUUGUGCCACUGUCCAAAUGGGCAGGUGAGGUUAGGCCCCGGUGAGGCCAGGCUGAGUGAGGACCCUGGAGUUGCACGCACAUGCAUGCAUGCGCGCACGCGCACGCGCACGCGCACACACACACACUAGGUGCUGCUAAGUUGAUUCUAAGUCAUGGCAGCCCCAUGUGUGUCAGAGUAGAACUGUGCUCCAGAGGUUUUCCAUAGCUGAUCUUUCCGAAGUCAAUUGCCAGGCCUUUCUGCUGAGACGCCUCUGGGUGGACUUGAACCUCCAACUUUCUGCUAGCGGCUGAGCGUGUGAACCAUUUGCACCACCCAGGGGCUCCCCUAGAAUCAUGGGGGGUUCUAAGCCUCUCGCCUCCCAGUCCUGGAGAGUUGGGGUUGCUGUAGGGUCCAGGCUGUGGGAUGCUAGGAGCCACCACCCAGAUUCCUACUCCCAACGAAGGACUCUCAGCCCGUCAUUUGGUUGGGGAAGUCAGGGCUGUCCAGAGAGGGUGGGAACUUGCCUGGAGACACACAGCAAGCAGGGUGAGUCUCACAGUGGCCCCCAGUGCCCCCCCCACCAGCUGCUGCUUCUGGCACCGGGAAGCCAUAGCAGGUGGAGGGAGAGUGGGGGAUAACUUUGUCUCUGCCGUGGGCCAGGGCAUGAAGGCACACGUGCCUGUUCACCAGACAUUGGGGUUGGGGAUGGUGGAUGCUGACGCAUGCAUGCCUGGUGGGGGCCAAGGUGCAGGAGUUGGCCCCCACACGGGAAAGCAGCAGUGCUUGAAGAGGGCAGGGCACAGAGGGUGUGCA